AUGGCAGGAAGACCAGCAUUAUUUAAAACAAUUCUCAUUGGAGAUAGCGGUGUUGGAAAAACAUCACUUAUCAACCGAUACGUCAAUAACCAAUUUUCUGAUGUAUAUAAAGCAACAAUUGGUAGUGAUUUUCUAAUUAAACCUGUUACUGUUAAUGGAGCACAAUACACUCUUCAAAUUUGGGAUACUGCUGGACACGAAAGAUAUAGUUGUGUUGUUACUACAUUCUAUCGAGGUAGUGAUUGUUGUGUUUUGUGUUUUGAUGUUACGAAUCGAGAGUCAUUCAAUCAUUUAGAAAAGUGGAAGAAUGAGUUUAUUGACGGAGCAAACGCAACCAAUCCCGCUUCAAUCCCAAUUUAUGUAGUUGGAAAUAAAAUUGAUUGUGAACCAAAUAAAAGAGAAGUAAGCCAAGAACAAGCAAGAGAAUGGUGUAAAUUAAAUGGACAUAAAUAUUUUGAAACUUCAGCAAUGAGUGCUGAAAAUGUGACAGAUUUAUUUACAACUUUAGCUGAAGAUGUCGUUUCAAGACGUGAAGAUGAAGAAGAGCCAGAAAAACCUGCUCCAAUAAUUAUUCAAAAACAAAGCGAAGAGAAGAAAGAAGGAGGAUGUUGCUAA
This is a messenger RNA of Entamoeba nuttalli P19, 615 nucleotides long. Its product is annotated as Rab family GTPase. Gene Ontology annotation, molecular function: GTP binding; GTPase activity. The coding region runs from base 1 to 615 and encodes 204 amino acids. The transcript has a single exon. Gene Ontology annotation, biological process: phagosome-lysosome fusion. The record is from RefSeq and is a predicted model, not a curated record. Gene Ontology annotation, cellular component: phagocytic vesicle; lysosome; late endosome. NCBI's taxonomy places the organism in Eukaryota, Evosea, Mastigamoebida, Endamoebidae.